AUGGAUUACCUACUUUUAUAUGUGGUUGAUAUUAUUUUGACAACAUCUAGUGAUUCUCUGCUUCGCAGCAUCACAAAAUCAUUAUCUACUAAGUUCAACAUGACCGAUCUCAGUGCUUUACAUCAUGUUCUCGGUAUAGCAGUUCAACGACAUAAAAACGGCUUGUUCCUCUCUCAGUCGACCUAUGCUGCGGAUAUUUUGUCACGUGCUAACAUAACCACUUGUAACCCGGUUAGCACCACGGUCAAAGUUGGAUCAAAGCUAAGCGCCACUCCAGGAGCACCUUUUGUGGAUGGCUCACUAUAUCGCAGCUUAGCCGGUGCCUUACAAGAUCUCACUAUCACUCGACCAAACAUAUCUUAUGUCGUACAACAAAUUUGUCUUUUCAUGCAUUCCCCUCGCGAGCCUCACUUCCAGCUGCUUAAAAGGAUUCUUCGGUACACUAAAGGUACACUCUCUCAUGGGUUGCUAAUCACACCCUCUCAAUCUACUACGCUAACGGCCUACUCAGACGUGGAUUGGGGUGGGUGUCCGGACUCACGCCGGUCGACAUCAGGCUAUUGUGUCUACUUUGGCGAUAAUUUAAUCUCUUGGUCAUCUAAAUGCCAGGCAACCAUUUCACGAUCUAGUGCAGAAGCAGAAUAUCGAGGGGUUGCUAACACAGUCGCCGAAACAAGCUGGAUCCGUAAUCUAUUUCUUGAACUAAAAGUCCCGGUUAGGUAA
Messenger RNA from Helianthus annuus (common sunflower), 723 nucleotides. RefSeq lists its product as uncharacterized. The transcript has a single exon. Lineage: Eukaryota; Viridiplantae; Streptophyta; Magnoliopsida; Asterales; Asteraceae. The coding region runs from base 1 to 723 and encodes 240 amino acids. The record is from RefSeq and is a predicted model, not a curated record.